AUGGAGGCAUUUCCAGUCGGGGACGAGCUGGGCAGCACCCCAGAACCCACCAUUGUGCAGCCUCCUGGGACCAGUCCCGCGCCAGCUUAUCCUGCCCUCGACUCGCAGCAAGGGGAACACCUGCGCAUCGGGGAGGACGUGCAAUUCAGCGAAGAGGUGGAAGACAGAGGUUUACUAGAAAGCAGUACAAGACUAAAACCUCAUGAAGCUCAGAACUACAGAAAGAAGGCAUUGUGGGUUUCAUGGGCCUCCAUUAUUGUUACGCUGGCUUUGGCGGUGGCUGCCUUCACUGUCUCUGUAAUGAGGUACAGUGCUUCAUCAUUUGGAUUUGCGUUUGAUGCCACUUUGGAUGUGUUGUCAUCAGUGAUAGUUCUGUGGCGUUACAGCAAUGCAGCGGCAGUUCAUUCAGCACACAGAGAAUAUAUAGCUUGUGUCAUCUUGGGCGUGAUAUUUCUUCUGUCCUCUUUAUGUAUAGUGAUCAAAGCCAUCCAUGAUCUUGCAACUAAGUUGCUUCCAGAAGUGGAUGACUUCCUAUACAGUGUUUCAAUUUUAAGUGGAAUCCUUUGUACUACCCUAGCAGUGAUCAAAUUUAUGUUGGGGAAUGUGCUUACAAGCAGAGCAUUGUUAACAGAUGGUUUCAACUCUCUGGUAGGAGGAAUCAUGGGUUUUUCCAUCCUCCUGAGUGCAGAGGUUUUUAAGCACAAUGCUUCUGUUUGGUACCUGGAUGGAAGUAUAGGAGUUCUGAUUGGACUCACAAUAUUUGCCUAUGGUGCCAAGCUCCUUAUGGAUAUGGUCCCCCGUGUACGGCAAACACGUCAUUAUGAAAUGUUUGAAUGA
This is a messenger RNA of Python bivittatus (Burmese python), 837 nucleotides long. RefSeq names its product transmembrane protein 163 (gene TMEM163). Gene Ontology annotation, molecular function: zinc ion binding. NCBI's taxonomy places the organism in Eukaryota, Metazoa, Chordata, Lepidosauria, Squamata, Pythonidae. Gene Ontology annotation, cellular component: synaptic vesicle membrane. The record is from RefSeq and is a predicted model, not a curated record.